UCUCUCUCUCUCUCUGAGUCUUAAACACACAAGCCCACAUGCUGCGUGUUGUCGCUUUCCCGUAAGAGUUCCUUUCUUUCAAUGCACAGAAGGGAGGAUGCUUUGAACAGAUGCGAGAAGCACAGGGAAAACACAAGAAAUGAGAGGAAAAGGAAGAUAAAGAAAGGAAAAGAAAGCUAAGUGGCAGUCGCAAGGAUUCUUCUCCUGCCCCUCCACAGCCUCGUUUCUCUCGCUUACGACUACUCCUCCCUCGGGAUUCAUUCUCCCCUCCUCACUCUGCUGCCACUACUUGUAUACUCCAUAUCCUCUGUAACCUUAUUGCUGCUACUACCUUGAACUCUGAUUUCUCCUAUCGGAACUCAGGAGUUGUGUCCGGUCGGAGGAAGGAAAAUGCUAUAAAAUAGAGAGAGAAUGAGAUGGUGAGAGAGAGAAAGAGAGAGAGCGAGAGAGAGAGGGGGGGGGGGGUUGGGCAUCAUCUCAUCGAGGAAUGGCCACAAGUAGAUGAUGGGUGAAAGGCUACUGGUCACUGCAAUCAACAGCGACGACGAUAAUAUCACCGCUACCAGCAGCAACAGCAGCAGCGGCACCACCACCAGCAGCGGCAACAACGAGACCAACAAGAACAAUAUGAUUCAUGCUAGUUCUACUACUUCCGGUGCUGCUGCUAGGGUUAUGGACAAGCCAUCAGCGCAAGAUCAAUCGCAGGCCGUCCUGAGAUGCCCUCGCUGCGAUUCGUCGAACACCAAGUUCUGCUACUACAACAAUUACAGCCUAUCGCAGCCGCGGCACUUCUGCAAGGCCUGUAAGCGAUACUGGACGCGCGGCGGCACCCUCCGGAACGUCCCGGUAGGUGGCGGGUGCCGCAGGAACAAGCGCGCCAAGAAGCCGGCGGCUGCCCCCGUGGCACCGCCGAACCAUCCGCACCGCCGCCCUCUUCUGCCGCCUGAUCCGGUCCCUUCCCUCUUGGUGCAGAGACAUUCUCCAUCCCACCUCGACGCCGCUGCGCUUUACGCUCUGCAAACGGCGUCCUCAUCGUCGGAUAUGAGCCUCACGUUGCCAAUUAUUCUGAACAGUCUCCACAUCCCCUCUUGCACUACUGCCUUCGAUCUGCAGCCUCAUCUCGGCGCACCCGGACUCGGGCUUCCAUCCAAUCCGCAGCGUGAGAACGAGUACCAUCUCGGUGAGCUUCAGCCAUUGUCGCCGGUGGACGACUAUCCACUGUUUGGAUCAUCUUUGCCAUCUGCAUCACUGCUAGCGUCGAGCAUUAAGCAGCUCAAGCAAGUGGAGGACUACCAGGCCAUAUUGCCCUUCGAUGAACUGCAAGCCUCUGGCAUCGGUGGGAGUCUUAAUGCCAUGACGAAGGAAGUGAAGUGGGAAGGGCAAACCAAUAAUUUGAUGAACAGCUGCACAGAUUGGCAGAUUCCAUCAGUGAACUCGUUGGAUAAUUUUGGUCCAGCUGCAGCCACGUACUGGAAUGUAGUCAUCGGCGGCACCGGUGGUUGGCCGGACGGCAUGAACUAUGGUUCAUCAGUCACUCCUCUGAUCUAGUCUAAGGGUGAAGUGCGGCCGAUAAGUAUUGUCUCUCAAUCCUCUUCAUUCACGGUUGUUGCAUCUUCUUCUUCAUUACGAUGUUUCCGAAUUAUACAUGGUAGUAAGGUCAGUGCGCUAUAUCUAUAUUACAUGCUCACUGUAAUGUGGUGGCGGGGGCUGAUUACUGGAGCAGUGCCGAUCGGAGAGAUCCUGUCGGUUUGCAAACGUCUCAGUUUGUUGGGAGAGGACCCUCGGAUCUUUUCAGCUCAAUAACGUGCAUUGUCAUCAGUUUUUAGUGAACUAGGAAGAAGAAGAAGCUGGAGGAGUGAGCUGGUCUUGCAUGUAUGUACAUAGCAGGCAUGGCAUAUACCAUCUUCUUAUUGAGUGGUUUGCGUUUUUUGGGCAUUGUCAGAAGUCUUCAUCUUCUUCUUCGUCAGUUGAGGUGAUUUAUGCUGUUGAAGAAGCCAAUUAACAAUUGAGAUAUUUAUCUUUUUCCCUUUUGUGUGUUUUUUUGGUGUGUUGGCAGAAAGAACUUGGUACAUAUAGUUUUCUGUAGUGGGAUUUCAUUUCACUUUUAUGAGUGAUCUAUUGCCUGCUUUUUGGCCUUUCUUUCACUGUAACAAGUAUUAACUCUGCUCAUAUUGAUAGUGGACUGAAUGGGCAGGUUUGCUCUGAUGAUUA
Messenger RNA from Musa acuminata AAA Group (dessert banana), 2211 nucleotides. RefSeq names its product dof zinc finger protein DOF1.4-like. Lineage: Eukaryota; Viridiplantae; Streptophyta; Magnoliopsida; Zingiberales; Musaceae. The record is from RefSeq and is a predicted model, not a curated record. Gene Ontology annotation, molecular function: DNA binding; DNA-binding transcription factor activity. The coding region runs from base 502 to 1548 and encodes 348 amino acids. The transcript has 2 exons. Gene Ontology annotation, biological process: regulation of DNA-templated transcription.